Vicia villosa (hairy vetch) is the source of this 3585-nucleotide messenger RNA. Its product is annotated as DNA repair protein RAD4-like. Gene Ontology annotation, biological process: nucleotide-excision repair; mismatch repair. The coding region runs from base 980 to 3361 and encodes 793 amino acids. Lineage: Eukaryota; Viridiplantae; Streptophyta; Magnoliopsida; Fabales; Fabaceae. The transcript is spliced from 14 exons. The record is from RefSeq and is a predicted model, not a curated record. Gene Ontology annotation, molecular function: damaged DNA binding; single-stranded DNA binding. Gene Ontology annotation, cellular component: XPC complex; cytoplasm; nucleotide-excision repair factor 2 complex.
UUCUCUUUCUUAUAAACCACAACAAUGAAGUGUUACUUUUUUUGCUUUUCCCCUUUUUGAUUUUGAAUCGAUAAUGUUACUAUUAGUUGCUUGCAUUAAACCUUAUAGUGUAGACUAGGGUAGAGAAAUACCGGUGUCCAUCAAAUACAACCUUUCUAGCACCGACGUCUCUGAAAAAAAGUACGUCAGUGUCGAAGACUGAUACUUGUUAUUAGUUAUUACGAUUCAAUUUAUUAUUUUUCAAAUUAUUAUCAGUGUCAAUGUGUCAGGAUUCGGUGUCAUGCUUCUGUGUCCGUGCUUGGUAGAAUACAACACGAAUAUUGAAAUGCUGACACCGGUAAUAAUUUAAUAAAGCCUGAAUGUGAAUGUAUCUUGUGUCGGUGUUGUCGGAUACAACACUAAUAGUGAGAUGUAGACACCGAUAAUUAUUUGAGAAAAUAAGAGUGAUUGAAUUGAAUGUAACCACGUGCAUCGGUGUCAGACACUGAAUACACCUUCAAUAUGAAGUGUGAGUACUGCAUAUGAUGCAACUUUAGUACUUGGAGUUGAGGUUAAAGUUUUAGUUUUUACUAUCGUUUUCUUAGUAGAACUGAAAGCAAGAAUUUACGAGAGGGUUAAUGUUUUGGAUUUUCCCCAAUAUAACAAACUAAUGAACUAAUCUUAAUGUUGGAGAAGAUGAAACGAAAUCCCGACACAAUGCCGGAGGAUCAUUGACGGAAAUAUCUCGGGAUGCUGUGGGAAAACUUCUACGCCGUGCUAACAAAGGUAGCACUUCCAAGAAAAAGACUACGAACAAAAUGGAACUCGAAUCUUGGAACCGAUUGUCCCACCAAAAACUUCAGAAGUUGAACACUGUAGUAGAGAUUCUAUUGGAAAGGAUUCUGCAGAAGAGAAAUGUGGUCAUGUAAGUUUAGAUGAGGGAUACGCGGAUAAAAAGGAAGAACUGGAUGAUUCAGAUUGGGAAGAUGGUACAGUUGCCAUGGAUGAUCUUCCCAUGACAAUUGAAUUAAAUGUAACCCCUGAUUCAUCUCUAAAGAAACAAAUACGCCGAGCUUCUGCUGAAGACAAGGAAUUGGCUGAACUUGUGCACAAAGUUCAUUUGCUUUGUUUACUUGCUCGGGGAAGAUUAAUAGACCGUGCUUGUGAUGAUGUUUUAAUUCAGGCUUCUCUGCUUUCUCUACUUCCAGUGAACUUGUUCCACCUAUCAAAAGGCACAAAUCUCACUUCAAAAGCUCUACAUCCUUUAAUCUCAUGGUUCCAUGACAAUUUCCAUGUUAAAAACUAUACAAAUGGAGAAAAGUCACCACACUUUGCUUUGGCAUCUGCUAUAGAAUUACGUGAAGGUAGUUCUGAAGAGAUUGCAGCUUUAUCGGUGGCACUAUUUAGAGCUUUAAAUCUUACAGCCAGGUUUGUCUCCAUUUUGGAUGUUUCACCUCUUAAACCAGAUCAAUCCUUUAGACCAAUUGCAAGUGGAUCUAGUAAGGGAAUAUUUAAUAAUUCAACACCAAUGGUAUCUAAGCAAAAGUUGGAUUUCAAGUCACCUAAAAAAUCACUGUCUUGUAAGAGAGAGAAACUAUGUGAAAGCUCUCUUGGUCAUUCACGGAAAAGUAAGAAACGAAUUGCACUGAGCGAUAUGGAUCAGUCUAAAGAUCCAUCCGUUGCUGAAGAUUUGAAUCAUACGGUGGCAAACCUCCCAACUUCUGAGGCACAAGUCAAUGACCCUGAAUCACAUAUAACUGACAAAUCUCAUAAACCAAAGAGGAAAGGGGAUCUUGAAUUUGAGAUGCAGAUGGAAAUGGCUCUUUCUACUACAGCAGUUGAAUAUUCUAAGAGUAAAGAAGAGUCUGGUGAAAAUAUUGAUUCAUCAAAUUUUUCUUGUCCAUCUAAAAGAAUAAAAAGAGUUAUAGGUGAAGAAUCUUCAACCUCUCCCCAGCUAAUUUCUACAGCAGUUGGAUCAAUGAGAGUAGGAUCUCCUUUGUAUUGGGCAGAAGUAUAUUGCAGUGAAGAAAAUUUGACAGGAAAAUGGGUGCAUAUCGAUGCUGUGAAUUUGAUUAUUGAUGGAGAAGACAAGGUUGAAGCUAUGGUUGCUGCGUGUAAAUCAUCUUUGAGAUAUGUUGUUGCUUUUGCUGGGCAGGGGGCCAAAGACGUGACCCGCAGGUACUGUAUGAGGUGGCAUAAAAUUUCAUCACAACGAGUUAAUUCAACAUGGUGGGAUUCAGUGUUGGCACCACUGAGAAACUUAGAGUCUGGAGCAACUGGAGGUGUGGUUCAUUCGAGAACAAGCCAAUUCACUUCAACAGAAGCCAACAUGAAUGAUUCUUUUCUUCCUACAAGGAGCUCUCUUGAGGAUAUUGAAUUAGAAACCAGGGCAUUAACUGAGCCUCUUCCAACCAACCAGCAGGCCUACAAAAGUCAUCCUCUUUAUGCUAUAGAAAAAUGGCUUACAAAAUAUCAACUACUUCAUCCAAAGGGUCCGAUUUUGGGGUUUUGUUCAGGUCACCCAGUUUACCCUAGGACUUGUGUGCAAACUGUUAUGACAAAAGAAAGAUGGCUCCGGGAAGGGCUGCAAGUGAAACCCAAUGAAAACCCUGCAAAGGAGCAUAAACGUUCCAUUAAGCCUCAGAAAGUACAAGAUUUUGAAGCUGAUGACCAUGACUGCACAACUGAUUCUAAGGAAAAUAUUAAACUUUAUGGGAAGUGGCAACUAGAACCAUUAAAUCUUCCUCAUGCAGUGGAUGGAAUAGUUCCUAAGAACGAUCGCGGUCAAGUAGAUGUUUGGUCUGAGAAAUGUCUACCACCGGGAACUGUGCACUUGAGGUUUCCAAGGGCUUAUACUGUUGCCAAGAGGCUAGAGAUUGAUUAUGCGCCUGCUAUGGUUGGUUUUGAAUUUAAAAAUGGCCGAUCAUAUCCUGUCUAUGAUGGUAUUGUGGUGUGUGCUGAGUUCAAGGAUACACUAUUAGAGGCAUUCGCAGAAGAAGAUGAACGACGGAAAGCAGAAGAAAGGAAAAGAGAUGAAGCACAAGCUCUUCGUCGAUGGUACCAGCUUCUUUCAUCUAUUGUAACUCGACAGAGGUUAAACAAUCGUUAUAAUAACAAUUCGAAUUCAGAGGUGGCAAAUGCUGCCCAUGAUAUGAAUGAUAAUGUGUCAAAUGCCACAGUUUGUGGUAGUAAUGACCAGAAUCAGAACCCCGCAAACCAUCAGAUGGACAACCGCGAUACCAAUCUUGAUGAACCUGUAAAUAUUUCAGUAAAAGACCAUGAGCAUGUUUUUUUGAAAGAGUACGAAAGCUUUGAUGAGGAAACUUUUUUACUGACAAAGCGAUGUCAAUGUGGGUUUUCUGUUCAAGUAGAAGAAUUAUAAAUUUAAAUGAAACACCUUCAUCAUGUUCAUGGUUUUUGGAGUCUUUUCCCCUAGUUUUGUUGUCUCCAAAACUCAUAAUCAUUGUUCAAUUAGAGACUUAGGAUUAGAUGUAAGAUAUAAUGUGAUAUAUAUGAUCAAAACUAUGACAAACACUAGUUUUUGCUAGAAAAGAAUGUAGACAUGUUUACAAUCUAAAAAAUGAAAGUCCAUGUUUUUUUUCUCCA